This is a messenger RNA of Penaeus vannamei (Pacific white shrimp), 889 nucleotides long. The record is from RefSeq and is a predicted model, not a curated record. Lineage: Eukaryota; Metazoa; Arthropoda; Malacostraca; Decapoda; Penaeidae.
UCAUCAUGGACACCAAGGUAACAUUCGUAUAUUUAGUGGUGGCGAGCGUAGCCUUGGGUUACGAGUACCCGGCUCCAGCGGUGCAGCUCUCCUACGACGACUACAAGGCGCAGGAACCUUCUUAUUCUGUGCCCGACGAUACUUACGAGGCGCCGCAGCCGAGCUACUCUCCGCCAGCGCAGGUCUACAAGGCGCCGGAGCCUGCUUACUCUGCCCCUGCCCCUACCUAUAAGGCCCCUGAGCCUACCUACUCUGCCCCUGAGCCUACUUACUCUAUCCCUGCCUAUAAGGCCCCUGAACCUACCUACUCUGCCCCUGCCCCUGCCUAUAAGGCCCCUGAACCUACCUACUCUGCCCCUGCCCCUGAACCUACUUACUCCACGACUCCACCCUGCCCCUCCUACUCUGCCCCUGCUCCUGCUUACAAAGCCCCUGAGCCUACCUACUCUGCCCCUUCCCCUAGCUACGAUGCACCAGCAGUGGCCUAUUCUGAGGUAAGAGUGAAUAUAUUGUAAUUUAUCUCGCCUUCAUUAUUACAGAUGUCCUAGAACUUCACAUAACGGCGAACGCAUAUAUUGGGAAGUGCAAUACAACUUAGUAGAAAGAAGUUAAUACGGAUGGCUUUUCUUUACUAUGGGAUUAACCAUAACGCAGUAAUUAGCCAGUUCAGCUGUGGCACUUCAGUUCACUUCUCAGUAGAAAGGUAUUGGAGUAACUGCUUACUCGUUAUAGUAAAUAACAAGUAACGAGCCCAUUCAAGGACUAAUAUACGAGAAAAGUGGUUUAUUGGGAACGUCACUUUUUCAUGAAAUCACCCAAGCGAAAGAAGCUUCCAAUUCUAUAAGAAUCCUCUAAGAAAAUGAACUAGUUGCUACUCAAAAAGUAAAUA